AUGGCUCGAUUACCGGUGCAGACGAUCCAGCGGGAUCCCCAGCUGUUUUACUGGAUCCUGUUCCCGAUUACCGUCGUGAUGGUCUUGACGGGUAUACUGCGACACUACGCGACCGUCCUGAUGGCCACGUCGCCGAAGAAGCUGGACCAGAAGACCAUGCGGGAACAGCGGUCGAUGCUGCACGGCGUCGCAACGCGCAGCAACUUCCACGUCCUCUCGGGCCCGUCCUUCCGCGCGCGCCGCGACUACCUCACCAACGCCUACGAGACGGGCGCCUUUCUCAAGAGCCCCGACCAGCGCGGCCAGCCCCCGCCGAACCCCAUGACCGACCCGGGCGCCAUGGACGGCAUGAUGGGCAUGAUGAAGAACAACAUGGCCAUGAUGAUCCCCAACACCUUGAUCAUGAGCUGGAUCAACGCCUUCUUCAGCGGCUUUGUCAUCAUCAAGCUGCCGUUCCCCAUCACCGUCAAGUUCAAGAGCAUGUUGCAGGCCGGCGUCGCGACCAGGGAGAUGGACCCUAGGUGGAUGUCCAGCAUCAGCUGGUACUUCCUGUGUAUCUUUGGGCUGCAGUCCGUCUUCAACUUCCUGCUGGGAAGCGAUAAUGCCGCCAGUCAGAUGGCCCAGCAGAUGGGCGGCAUGGGUCCUCAAGCCGGUGCUCAGAUGUUUGGCCCUGGCGUCGACCCAGACAAGCAGUUCAAGAUAGAGACGGAGAAUCUCGCAGUGGUCGAGCAUUACUCGGUCCUCGAUGGUGUGGAGGAUAGAUUGCUCGAGGGUAUCAUGUCUAAAUAG
Messenger RNA from Anthostomella pinea, 789 nucleotides. Lineage: Eukaryota; Fungi; Ascomycota; Sordariomycetes; Xylariales; Xylariaceae. The record is from the annotation of a GenBank genome assembly.